UAAGUGAGUGAAAGAUAUCAUGAUUUCCAUAUAUCAAUUAUUUGCACCCAAAAUAUCAUUUUUCAAAUAUUUGCCUUUAAAAUUAGGUUAAAAACUUAAUACAAAAGAUUCAAUUAGAAUGUUAUGGUGAGGGAUGCCAUGAACUUGAAAAACACUUUACAUGUAAAUAAAGUACAUAUACUAAAUCAUGUACAAUUUAAUAUGGAAAUUUUGUUUUUUGUACAAAUAAAAUUUUAAGUUUCAAUAAAAAAAUUAUAAUGUCCACCACAAUGUGUAGUAGAAAUAUUGUAAUUUUUAUUCACAAGGCAUGUGAUAGUCCAAUCAUUGAAUGGACAUGAAAUGUGUCUUUCCAUUUAUUAGUCUUGCUCAAUCCGUUUAUUUACUUGUUUUAAUACACUUCAAAGAGAAAAAACAAAAAAACAAAAAAAGCAAUGUAAUAUUUAAAUCAUGGAAAUAGAUGCAGUUCCUUGGUUGGCUAUUAUUGCAUUUUUGUAUAUAAUUCUGAACUCAGAACGUGAAGUGGAGGAAAGAAGAGAAGAGAAGAAAAAAUCAAUAAGUCUGCUUAAUAACGCAAAUAAUCCUUAAAAAAAACAAACAAAUAUGUCAUUAAAUUUGGUAAUCUUUUACAAUAUAGAAAUAAAAUAAAAUAAUCAUAAAUUUGGAAAAUUCAUGAUCAAUAGAACUUUUAAUUAUACCAAUGUAAGAGAAGUUGACUUAUAUUCAUAUUCCAUGUUCAUCUCAAAAAAAAGAAAUAAAACAAACAUUUUCUUUACAAAUUAUUUAGUUUCCGAAAUUCAAUAAUAUCUCAUACUGACAAAAUCGGGUCAUGAAUCAGAAAGUAAACAUUACUCAAAUAGAAUUGAAACCUAUUAUGUAUACAACUUAAAAUCAAACACGUAAAAGAAUAACAUCAAUCAGAAAGCAUGCAAAAAAAAAUAUAUGUAAGCAAAUCAGAAUUAUCAAAAUUUCUAAGAGUAAUUGACAAGGAUCGGCAAUAAAGAUGUUACCAAUUAUAAAUUUACAUAAAUAAAUAUGUAUUUUAAGUGCUUUCGAAUCCCAUCUUCUUUUUCUUUUUCUUUUUUUGUAAAAAGAGGUAUGAACCAUAAAAAGAAUAAUAAUAAUAAUAAUAAUAAUAAUAAAACAUAUACAUGCACGUUAAUCAAUUGCUGAUUAAAGAAUUGAUGAUUUUUCAUUUAAUGCAAGGUAUUAAUAAAUAAAAAGAAAAGAAAGUAUAAGCGCAAAGAAAGCCAAAUAAUGUGUACAAGCUCACAAGGAAAUCAGUUCUGAAAAUAGAUAAAGGCAAUCUAAUGUUUAAAAUGAUAUUAUUUUAUUUUACUUCAUUUUUAUACAUCACAAGAUUAAAGUGAUUGAAGUCAUUGAAUGACAGUAAAGGUAUUUUGUCUAUGAUGAAAAUAUUUGUUUAAUGUGUUGCAACAAGUUGAAAACGUUUUCAUAAAAAUAAGGUAUGAAAACAAAGGCAACCAUAUUUUGAAAUGUCCAAGUUAAUAUCUGAUAUAAAUACCAUAACAAAAAAGCGUAGAAGCCAUAGCACAGUGGUUUCUUCAAAAAUCAGAAUUACUAAUAAUGAAAACCAAACUCUAAAUUACAGAGUAAUAAAUCAAAUUAAUAUAUUCCUACUUUUUAAAUGCUAACACUCUACUUUAGUGAAAUUAUACUUGAGCUUACAAUAAGGUAAAAAAGAACUAUGAAAAAACUAUGAUACAAUACAAGUAAUAUAUAUAUAUAUAUAUAUAUAUACACACACACACACUAAAUGAACAUUCAUGUGUAAUAUGUAAAAUUCAUGAAAAUGCUCAUUUACUUGUAAAAAAAACUUGUGACUUUGAUGAAUUGAAAUCCUACCUCAAUUUAGAAUUAAAAGUUAAAAAUCAUGUAUUCGAUAUUUCAAGUUUAGCUGAAAAUUUUAGUUUUCAAUUCCUUCAAUUUUAGAAGAAAAAUUCCAGAAGAAAAUUUUGAUAGGAAAAUUGCUUAAAGAAAUGGAGGAUUUACAUGAAAUUUACAAAGAGAUACAAGAACAAAUUGAAAUGAGUGAUUAUAUGCUUGUGGUAUUAUUGAAAGCAUUGAACAAACUUACUUUGAAUAUAAAUAAAGCUGAAGAACAAAUUGACAAAAUAUUACAUGAAGAGCCAGUGGUUGGAAAAUUAAUAUCAAACGAAGAAUUAUUUCAAGAAAAAUUAAAUACACAUACAGAUGAUUCUCCAAUUUCAAACAAAUCCUUCGAACUGUUGAGUGCAAUAAAAACAAUGAUGCAAACUCAGCAUAAUAAGUUUGAAGAUAUUAUUAAAAAAUCAUCUUCUAUUAAAGAAAUUUGUACUCACAAUUCACAAAUUAUCCUAAAUGUAAAUACAAAAUUCAAUGAUGUGUGUGAGAAUUAUAAAAACUUCGACUUAAAUACUCUAUUGCCAACUAUGGUAGAUGAAACCACAAUGCCAACCCUCACUAGUUUAUCUCAAAAUUCUGAUGUUAUUUUUAACAAAAAUAAAUUUAAAAACUUAACAAUUUCCACCAUUCAAGACUUCAAAAACAAGAAACAAAAUAAGAACAUGAACCUCAAAACUAACAAUGUUGAUGAUAAAAUUAUUGGAAAGAAGUCAAUUAUCAAUCCCAUUGUCCACACCAAGGAUAAAUCAUUAAACCCUAUAAUAAAAGUAUGUGGAUUAAAUGAAAAUACAGGUCUUGGAAAUCAAUCAAAAUUGAAUGAUAAUGAUAUUGGGACAACAAUAACAAAGGGCGUGGGUAAUUUGUCUAUUGAAAGUUGUGAUUUUAUUUAUGAAUCAAUUUGUAAUUCACCCACUAAUAAAAGCAUACCACAUGGUGUUGGUGGUUGUAGCAAUAAUUUUGGAUAUCAAUCUAAUUCAAAUAAUCAAAUUUGUGAAACUUUUGAUGUGGAUUUUGAUACAAAGAUUCAAGUUUCUAUUGACAAUUUUACAAUUCCAAACAAUAUUAGUAAAGACAACAUUGAACACUAUGAAUUGUCAAGUGAUCUUACAAUGGAUGAUCAUAACGAAAUAAAAAAACCUCUAAAUUCAAAAAGUAUUACACCUACUUUUCAACAAAGUGAAAUAGUUGCAAAAACAAGAACAAAUAAUGAUGUUUUUGAAUGCUAUAUGCUAUUAGCACAUGCCACCAAAGCAAAUGAACAAUUUAAUGAGUUUGAUUUUGAUUUUGAUGUCACUACUUUCAAGAACAAAAGUAUUGUGUCAUCAAAGCCAUUUUAUAGUGGAAGGGAUAAAAUAAAACUGAACAAAAUUAUCAAUGAUAUCAUGCACUCAAGUUGAAAUUAAAUAUUUUAAAAAAAUUAAAUUAACAUGGAUAAAAAUGUUUCCUAAGUUCAAGUUAAAUCAUUAAUAUCAAAAGGAGUAUAUUACAAUAGUAUUAUUUUGAUGAACAUUAGAUAUAUUCUUGAAUUUAUCUUAUUUGAUGUACAUCUGUUGAUGAUGCGUAGAAAAAAAAUCAAUAUAUUUUUUUUCAUUGUUAAAGCAAAUGAUAAAAGGGACAUGAGUUGUUAAAAAUCUACUUGGUCCUAUCGAACAUUUACAUUUUAUUCAAUAUCUUUUAAUUUUGUGAAUGAUUUUCAACAUAAUACCGAAGUUUUAGAAGAAAAUGUCAAAAAAUAACAGACAUGAAUUUUAUCUGAUAUCUUCUUUUCUAAAUGCAAUCUUUUGCUUAAAAAAUGAAAUUCAAAUGUAAAACCACUAAUGUAUAAUAUUUUAAUUAAAUUAUUAUUAUUUAAAAUAUAUAAUUUUAAUUAUUUUUAAAUUUUAUAACAAACUAAUUCAACAACCAUCAUGUCUUAAUCAUCUAAAAAAAAAAAAGUUCCUAUAGAAUCAAAUAAAAGGUUCAAAAGUAAAAUUCGUUAAUCAAAACAUGUUGAUAUGCACAUAAUGAAUUUUAAUUUCUUGUAUUAUUAACACAAAACAAUUCAAAUAAUCAUUCCUUGCAAGAUUAAUUGUGUUAGAAGUCUCAUCACCAUAAUAAUUAUAAUAAACCAUCAUAAGCAACCAUUUCAUGUA
Physcomitrium patens is the source of this 4034-nucleotide messenger RNA. NCBI's taxonomy places the organism in Eukaryota, Viridiplantae, Streptophyta, Bryopsida, Funariales, Funariaceae. The record is from RefSeq and is a predicted model, not a curated record.